AUGUGGAUAUUUAUAUUAGUAAAUCUUAUUAAAAAAAAUAAAACAUUUUUACCAAUUUUUUAUUUACAACUUUUAUUUAAUAUAUUUCUUGAAGUAUUAUUAAUUUUUUUUAAAUACUUAGUAAAAAGAUUACCUAAUCUUAAAUUUUUAAAUGAAUACUAUGCUAAUAUAAAAACAUUAAAUGGAAUUUAUUUUGGUUUAUUAACAAUAUUACCAGCUUCAAUAGGAUUUGGACAAUUUGCUCUUGUUUUAAAUCGUUAUGCUGCAGUUAAAUAUCCUUUAUCAUAUAAAAAAAUUUUUUCAUUUAAAACAUUAUUUUUUAUAUAUACUUUUCAAAUAUUAUUAUUAUGUCCUGGUAUUAUAAUGUGUGCACCUUAUUAUGCUACUAUAAGAUUAAAUAAUCAAAUGAAUACUGUUAUAAUAAUUUUUUCACAAAAUAAAUAUAUACAAAUUUUAUCUAUAUAUAAUAUACUUGUUGGAUUAAUUUUGGCAUUAUCAUCUGCCAUUUUUGGAUUUAUGUCAUGGAGAAUUUUAAAAAAAAAAAAAUAUUCAAGAAAUGAAAAUAGUCUUGAAUAUAAAAAACAAAAAAAAUUUUUAAUAUUUGUUAUAAUUCAAACUGUAACUGAUGUAUUAAUGUAUAUUGCAAAUUUAUUUUAUUUAAUUUUAAUUUUAUUUCGAUUGAAAAGUAUUGUUCUAAUGACAUCUUUUAUAUAUUAUUUUGCUGAAGAUAUUUGUUUUUUAACAACUCCACUUGCUCUUUGUAUAACACAAAGACGUAUCAGAAGUCUGUUUUUAGAAUUCUACUUUGGUUUUAUUUUUCAAAGAAAAAAGAAUAAGAGAGAUAACAAAAAUCAUAUUAUUAAUAGAAUAAGAUUUAGUAAAGAAAAAUUUAAUAGAAUACAUUAUUAG
Messenger RNA from Strongyloides ratti, 909 nucleotides. RefSeq names its product 7TM GPCR, serpentine receptor class v (Srv) family-containing protein. The record is from RefSeq and is a predicted model, not a curated record. The transcript has a single exon. Lineage: Eukaryota; Metazoa; Nematoda; Chromadorea; Rhabditida; Strongyloididae. Gene Ontology annotation, molecular function: transmembrane signaling receptor activity. Gene Ontology annotation, cellular component: membrane. Gene Ontology annotation, biological process: sensory perception of chemical stimulus. The coding region runs from base 1 to 909 and encodes 302 amino acids.